Messenger RNA from Cinara cedri, 1203 nucleotides. NCBI's taxonomy places the organism in Eukaryota, Metazoa, Arthropoda, Insecta, Hemiptera, Aphididae. The record is from the annotation of a GenBank genome assembly.
AUGAACACCGAAAAUAAAUUAUGCAAGGACGGUAACAGUAAGAACAAUAAUGAUUGCCAACGGCCAAUAUGCAAGUCGAAAAAUAGCCCAGAUAUUUGUGAUUAUCUCAAAUCUCAACCAACCCCGGAAUGGAUAAAAUCGAUAAAACAAAACGUUAAAACGAAUACAGGCAGCUCAUCAAAAACCGUCAAAUGCCCUAACGAAAUCAAAUCGACCAGUGAGCAUGCAAAACCUGUUAUCAAUAACGUACAAAAUUGUAAAAGCGUCCAGAAAUCGACCACCGAGAGUUCAUCGGCUGUAAAUAAAGAUGUCGCUGGGAAAAGCAGUUGUCCUUGCAAGGGCUUGGGAAAAUUCCACAACUCACGGAACAAAAAUAAUGAUACUAAACUGUCUGGUGAUCGUGGUGCUGGUUGGGGUUUGGCAGAUUGGAAUCUCGGUAAUAAAAAAAAAGAAGAAAUGCCGAAAGGCCAAAUAACUGCGUCAACUAGUUGUAAAAAGGACCAAACGUCCACUACCGAUAACGUUUCUAAAUGUAAGAACGUCCAGAAACCUGUUCAAUGCCCGUCAACUACCUGCAAGGAUGAAAAUCGAAACAAUGAGUUGUCCAAAGUUGUCCAAAAACCUGAACAAGUUUUGAAUUAUAAAAAUGACCAAAAGCCCGCCACCGACAACGAUUUUAAAUGUAAGAACACCCAGAAAUCUGUCCAAUGCUCGUCGCCUACCUGUAAGCAUGACAACCGAAACAAUGAGUUAUCCAAACCUGUCCAAAAACCUGAACCAGUUUCGACUUGUAAAAACGUCCAGAAAUCGACCGUCGGUUGUCCGUCAGUUGCUGGGUGCAAUAGUUCUAACAAGAAUCCGGGGAUUUCUCACAACACAGACCUAUCUCACGGUCAACACCACGUCAAUAAACUACUGAAGCCCGUCACCGAUAAUGUUUCAAAAUGUAAGAACGUCCAGAAACCGGCUGAAUGCCCGUCACAUUCUCGUAAAGAUGACAACUUGAACGUCGAGAUUACUAGAGGUAGUGGAUGCGCUGAUAAGAAAAUGCCGUCGCUGCCGACGCUUUGUCCCUGUAUUCGGAAACCCGUUAAAGUGUUCAGUUGGUAUAGGCCUAAAGGGCAGUGUCCAACAUUUAAGCCCGAUUCUCCUUGCGGGUGCAGUUGUCAUUCCGGUUCUGAAGUCCGCAGAAGCAGGUUAUAA